This is a messenger RNA of Soboliphyme baturini, 306 nucleotides long. NCBI's taxonomy places the organism in Eukaryota, Metazoa, Nematoda, Enoplea, Dioctophymatida, Soboliphymatidae. The record is from the annotation of a GenBank genome assembly.
AUGUGGAUUGUUGCCGGUGUAAAGUUGCGCCCGGCAGACGCCACUGGCCUCAGGUCGAUGCUGGUGUGGCUGCUGAUCGUCUGCUCGCUGCUGAAGGUGGUCAACGCCAAGCAGUGCCGACAGUUGAACAAAUGUGCGUGCUGCAAACAGAACUGCUGGCAAAACGUCAAGGACACGAUCGUCAGCCUGCUGCCACUGCUGCCGGCGAAGUUUGUCCGCAACGCCAAAACUCGGUCCCAGAACAUGAUGGACCACUGCGUUCAAAGCAUGUGCUCAUCCGUGUGUCCACAACGGACGCUGGACUGA